Metopolophium dirhodum (rose-grain aphid) is the source of this 1359-nucleotide messenger RNA. RefSeq names its product nose resistant to fluoxetine protein 6-like. The transcript is spliced from 8 exons. The coding region runs from base 88 to 1359 and encodes 423 amino acids. The record is from RefSeq and is a predicted model, not a curated record. NCBI's taxonomy places the organism in Eukaryota, Metazoa, Arthropoda, Insecta, Hemiptera, Aphididae.
CCGAACGCAUGGGUGAAAUACAAUUAUUUAUAACACCUAUAAUACUAAUUAUAUAAGUAAUAAUAAAAUAUUAUAUUAAUAACAAUAAUGUCUUGUACAUCAUUGUUAGUUUGUACGGGAGUUGUUUUCUUCCUGCAUGUCUUCCAGGUCAUGUCCGUCGAUAUCGACGGUUCGGCGGACAGCGGCUUGCCGAAGACAUGGAUCGCGAAAAUCUUCUACGAGGCGCUGGUCGACUUCAACGGGCCCAGAGACGUGGGCAGUACAGCGUGUCGCCAACAGACGCAAAUGUACGCCAGACACUUGGAAAACGAUUCGCUAUGGGCGGUGCAGAUGUCUGAUUCUUGGAUACGGUAUCCGAACGGCAUACUUGUCGGCACCUCACACCACAUGGGUGUGUACGAUGAGUGCGUCAGCGUUCACAGGCCAAUUCAGGGCAAAUACUGUAUACCAUCCGUCAAACUCGGAUCGUCAAACGGCGUCGAUUUUACGGUCGGCAAACCCGAUCAACCGCAGAGCAACGACCACGCCUGGCGUGAGAUACUCGGGUUCGUAGAUCAUGACAAACAACUGCACAGGAAUGUCGUAAAAUUUGGCAUUUGCAUCCCGGACUCUUGCACUGCUGCCGAUCUCCAGGUUACGCUACAAAAGGAAUUCGACAAACACUUCCUACCACAUCAGGUUAAAGCUCAAGUCGAAGUCGAAUCAAUAUUGUGUUCGACGGAUAAGGACGAAUAUCCGUACGAUACCGGCUACUAUUUGACCAGUUCACUAGUUGGAUUCAUAUUCUUGGUCUGCUGCUUAUCGACGGCGUACCAUUUGAUAAUAAUAAUACGGGAUAACAACGGAAAAAAUAGUGAAAUGCCAGAAACGUUUGGCUCAUUCUCGCUAAUUCGCAACUGCAGAGAUCUGAUCAAAUACAACAAAAACAACGAAUUGAACAUCUUCAAUGGGCUAAAAGUUGUUGCCAUGUUAUUGGUGUUGUUCUGCCAUAAAUUUCUAUAUUUUGUAAUAAAUCCGAUCACAUCCGGGAUUUACCUUGAAAAGUUAGCUGAUGCCCAUUUUAGCGGACGUUGUGUCGGGGUUUUGUAUCGUGUUUCACUGGGUCCAAUAGAAAAACUACUCAACAACAGAUUAACGGUGCCACUGGGUAGACUAUCCUAUACAGUUUAUCUUGUCAACAUCAUCGUUAUGAUGAUGAUAGAAAGUAAACAAAGAACAGCCGUAACUCCUUCAUCAUAUAUAUUGGUUGAUGGAUGGAUUAUCGGAUCGUUCAGAACAUACUUUGCGGGAACUUUGCUGUAUUUGAUCAUUGAUGCACCGCUUGGACUGUUGAUCAAACUAUUAUUGUUUGGAAAGUAA